AUGUCCGUUGCCCCGCGCCAGCUCUAUUACGACGGUCAGGUCCAGUCGGCCUCCUCCGGCAAGACUUUCCACACCGUCAAUCCCUCUGAUGCCUCUCCGCUAGCCGAAAUUCACGUCGCCUCGCACUCCGACGUAGAUGCUGCCAUUGCCGCCGCGGACCGCGCUUUCCCUUCCUGGUCUCAGACUCCUCCCAUUGCGCGCACGCGCAUCCUCCAAAAGGCCGCCGCCCUGCUGCGCGAGCGUAACGACGAUAUCGCUCGCGUGGAAUCUUUGGAUUCCGGGAAGGCCUACACCGAGACGAGUACGGUCGACGUCGUUACGGGUGCCGACGUGUUGGAAUACUAUGCGAACCUAGUGGGUGGCGGCGGCUUGAACGGGGAAACCACGCAGUUGAGAGAUGACGCUUGGGUGUACACCAAAAAGGCUCCGUUGGGGGUCUGUGCCGGCAUCGGCGCCUGGAACUACCCCAUUCAAAUUGCGUUGUGGAAAUCGGCUCCUUGUCUGGCCGCGGGUAACACCAUGGUGUACAAGCCUAGUGAAUUCACCCCGCUGCAUGCGCAGACCCUCGCCGAGAUUUACCGGGAAGCUGGACUUCCCGCCGGCGUUUUCAAUGUUGUCUACGGUGCGGGUGACGUUGGCGCCUAUUUGACAUCCCACCCGACCAUCGCCAAGGUCUCCUUCACUGGCCAAGUGUCGACGGGCAUGAAGGUUGCUGGCUCGGCCGCAGGCAACAUGAAGUACGUGACCAUGGAGCUAGGCGGCAAGAGUCCGUUGAUUAUCUGCCCGGAUGCCGAGCUGGAAAAGGCCGUCGAUGGGGCUAUGAUGGCCAACUUCUACAGCACAGGCCAGGUUUGUACGAAUGGAACCCGUGUCUUCGUGCCAGCGGCCAUGAAAUCAGCAUUUGAGAAGCUGCUUCUGGAGAAGAUGCAGUACAUCCGCGCCGGUCCUCUCUUUGACGAGGCCACGAACUUUGGUCCUCUGAGCUCCGCCGCCCAUCUCGAGAAGGUCACCUCCUACAUCCGCCACGGUAUCGAGACUGACAAGGCCACCCUUCUGUACGGCGGACUGGGCAAGCCGCAAGUGCCCAAGGAGCUGGAGGCUGGGUUUUGGGUUCGGCCCACGAUCUUCACUGACUGCAGGGAUGACAUGAAGAUCGUAAAGGAGGAGAUUUUCGGUCCGGUGAUGUCCAUCCUGUACUACGAAACCGUCGAGGAAGCGGUCAAGCGGGCCAAUGCCACUGAGCUCGGCCUGGCGGCCGGUGUAUUUACCAAGGAUCUCAACACCGCUCAUCGUAUCAUCGACCAGCUCCAGGCAGGUAUCACCUGGGUGAACACUUGGGGAGAGAGCCCGGCUGAGAUGGCCGUCGGCGGCUGGAAGAACAGCGGCGUUGGCGUCGAGAAUGGUCGCAAGGGUAUCGAGGCGUGGGUGAAGAACAAGAGCACUCUCGUUGAAAUGAGCGGCGAGGUUGCCACGGUGUUUGCCAAACUAUAA
Molecule: messenger RNA, 1491 nt
Organism: Aspergillus melleus
Lineage: Eukaryota; Fungi; Ascomycota; Eurotiomycetes; Eurotiales; Aspergillaceae
Exons: 2
Coding region: 1-1491 (496 amino acids)
Molecular function (GO): aldehyde dehydrogenase (NAD+) activity
Source: RefSeq, a predicted model, not a curated record